Trichogramma pretiosum is the source of this 3019-nucleotide messenger RNA. Its product is annotated as RPA-interacting protein A-like. Lineage: Eukaryota; Metazoa; Arthropoda; Insecta; Hymenoptera; Trichogrammatidae. Gene Ontology annotation, biological process: protein import into nucleus. The record is from RefSeq and is a predicted model, not a curated record. Gene Ontology annotation, cellular component: nucleus. Bases 1994 to 2656 code for a protein of 220 amino acids. The transcript has 3 exons.
CCAAGAUAGAAGCAUUUAAAAUUUGACAAAAUUUCGAUGAAAUUUUGUGUUGCGAUAAUUUUGUUGAGUAGUAUAUAAGCAAGUUCUAAGUUUAUGUCAUUGAUGGUUCAGUAGGGUGAUCGAAAACUGGAAGAUUUGCAUUUUUUACCUUCAAAACCUUUUUUAGAAAUAUUAUAUGAUUUUUUUGUUCAAGUGUAAUUAUAGAAGGUUACAUUUUUUCUUUUAUAAAGCAUUUUUAGAAAAAAAGUGUUUAUCUAAUCCAUUUCACAGAGAACUGGCCACAACAUACAUAUAUACCUAUAUAUAUAAAUAUAUUAUUUUCUUAUAUCACUAUUGAGAUCGGCAAGAAAAGAAAUGAUAAUAAUUGGCCAGACUUAUGGAUACGAUACGCCACGAGUCAAUUUGUAAAAAUAUAAUUAUAACUUGACUUAUAUAAACAAUGUAUUAUGAAAAGUUGUGCAAUAAAAUAUGAGCGUGUACAUGAGUAUGUAUAAGAUAAGAGUAUGAGUGUACGAAUAUAUCAAUGUAUCGUAAUUUAAACAAAACGAAAAUUUUUUUAAGGAGAUAAACCCCAUGGGAAAACUGUCUACAAUCAUAGGCUAUAUCAACGAGUUCAAAUGUAAUGAGUGCAUUUAAUGUUGCCCUCGAUAGAUAUUUUACGCGUGUAUAUUUAUCGAUCAAAAAGUUUUAUUUAUGUAUAAUUCUGUUCUUUUACUCAAUUACUAUCAUAAACUAUACACUAGAGUAGACACUGAUGGUAGCCCAUCGAUUUCUAAUGGAUUUUUUAUUCCAUUUAGCAUAGUAAACCACUGUUCGAUUUAAUCCUGAUAAGGUGCGAAAAACCGAGAUGGGUUGAGGAAGACGAGCAAAUUUGUUGGCUAGUUGUUAAUUUUUCACUAGAGAGAGAGCGUUUGAUCAAGAAUUUGAAUAAUAACGAUUAUAAUAUCCUUAAACUGAAUUUAGAAUCACUCGGGACUGAAGAGUUGCAAACGCAAUUGGAAUAUACAUGCUUUUAAAGUAUAACUGGUGUAGUCCACUAUUUUUAGACAUUAAAUUUUACUUUUAACUGUUAUUAAAUAAAAUGAAGCCGUAUAUUGAAUAAAUGUAUGUAUAGGUAAAACUAUACCUUUGAAUAACGAUAUAGUCUAUUAUGUAUAUUAUAAAUAUACGUUUACAACAAACCUGUAAGAAAUUUCUCGAUUUUUAAGUGAAAGGCUAUUUUUAUAGCUAAAGCCAUAUGACAGAAAAAUAUUUUAAUCAGAGGUAUAUUUUUCAAAUCGAUCGAGUAUAAUUCAAUUGUUGUAUUUUCACAUUCGAAAUCUGUAUGAUCAUGCAUGAUCGAAUUGUUCGUUCAAUCAUUAAUCAAAUAACUGUAUAUGCAGAUAGUUACUUUAAUUGUAAGUCAAUAUAAUUUGUUUAACGUUUCAUGUGUGAGCGGUGUAAGUGUAUCUAGAGUAAUUAUCAUUCUUUGAAAAUAAAGUUGAAUAACUCAAUUUUUCGUCGUAAUGAUUUUUUACUCACCAACUACAUAAAUCGAUAUUCGACUAAACACUCUUCGCCUACUUUUUACACCCGAAUCGUCAAUUCCUUUUCUUUUUUUUAUGUUCCAAAAAAUCACUCCUGAUUUGCUUAAAAACAACAAGCAUGUUUGUGAACGUUUUAAGUAUAGUUCAAAGGGAAUUGGCGCUCACUUCGGGGCUGUUUCUAAACUCGAACUAUUUUUAUAAUUUUAAAUCACGAUCCACGACUGACUUCGAUAUAUCUCGAAGUCUCUAACCGUCACCUGCCACGGCAUUGUUUGUGUAUGUACAAAACAGAGUUCGUGUAACUGUUGCAAUUCGCACGAAUACCAUGUUGUCGGCGUAAACCUAUGUAUUUACCUUCGGCAAAAACAAUAAUCGCAUUAGAGCGUCAUCAUAAUACUUCGGAGUCGAGACUUUUUCUUCCGAGUUUGUUCAAAUUUUAAUAAAAAGUAUUAUAUAUAAGUAUUAUAAUGUCAAACUUCGUAACUAAUAACGAUCGUCCUAGAUUAAGUAUUAAAAGGAAUAAUUUCGAUUUACCAAAAUUGCAAGAAAUAUUACGACAGAAAUGCCAGCAACAGAUCCGUGAACGAAGAUACCAGUUGCUCAAUAAAAGGAGGUUUGAGUUGUUGUCUCCUAAUGAUGUGCAGGAAACCUUGACGGAAAUAGUUCGCCAGGAGUUUAGUAAUUUAGGAACCACUGAAAAGUCUGACAUUGACACUAGUACAAAAACAAUAAUAAACAGUCCAUUGGAUUUCGAAGAAGCUUUAAAUGAGGAAAAUUAUUUAAUUGCUGAGCAAGAGCAAUGGAUCUUGCAAGAGUAUGAAAGACUGUUACAAAGCGAGGAACAAAUGUUUGAUAUGCUAGAAGAUGAAGUUCUCUGUCCCAUGUGCCAAAAAUCGUUUCUGGAAGAAAUUCCUGACUUCAUAUCUUGUGAUAUGUGUGGUUUAAAAAUAAGGACUGAAAUAAGCCUCAAUAAAUUUAAGUAUUAUUUAGAACUGUAUGUGAAUAUGCAUUCAAAUAAUUGUCUACAGGUUCCUCAAUUUUCUCUUGUAUUGAAUAACAAUAAUACAUCACUUCAAAUAUCUUGCUUAGCAUGUUCAAAGUUUUUUGUAAUAAGUACUAUAGAAACGUAAAGAAAAAAUUCUAAAUUUAAUUUUAAGGAUUAGAAAAUGUUACAAUAAAUAAUCAAGUACAAAUAUUAAGCGGAAAUCCGUUUGAGGAUACUAUUAUUUAAAAUCUCAGAUUUUGUAACAUUUUUAACAUUCACAGAUUGUGUAAUGAAAUCAAAUAACUUUUGUAGUUUCAGUUUUAAAGUUUUAUAUUAUUUUACAUAUCAAGUUACUCUUGAAAAACGUGUGACAAAACAUUUUUAAUCUGUAAUAAAAAUUUUAAGCGACUAAAACUUAACCAACGACAUACAAUUUCUGAGAAUGUACUUUUGAUCAAUGAGAUGAACUUAAUUAUAUUAUAAAAUUGUAUAUAUUUGAUUACAGUCA